CAUUUAUACUCUUUUCCUAGGGCGGGUCUUCAGGCGACCCGGAAGCGGAAGUCGAGGAACGUUCUAGUGCCCUGAGACCUCGGCGUGAGCGGCCGAGGAGCGGGAGGAGCCGUUAGUGGCGCCGGAGCUGCGGGAUUAAGAUCCAUCGAGAUGACCACCUCCCAAAAACAUCGAGAUUUCGUGGCCGAGCCCAUGGGGGAAAAGCCAGUGGGGAGCCUGGCCGGGAUUGGUGAAGUCCUAGGCAAGAAGCUGGAGGAAAGGGGCUUUGACAAGGCCUAUGUGGUCCUUGGCCAGUUUCUGGUGCUAAAGAAAGAUGAAGACCUCUUCCGGGAGUGGCUGAAGGACACAUGUGGCGCCAACGCCAAGCAGUCCCGGGACUGCUUCGGGUGCCUUCGAGAGUGGUGUGAUGCCUUCUUGUGAUGCUGUCUGGAGACCCCUCCGCCCCCAGCCCCUGAGUCGAGUCUCCAGUGUUUGCAGCUGAGUGGAGGCUCUUCCCUACAAAAGAAAAGAUGGCUGUUGUCACACUCGCCUCCAAUGUACUCCAGGGUGUUUUGGGGGUUCUCACCAUUUCAAGUUUUUUGGAAUUCUCACUCUUGCAUGCAUCGCCCGUCCUCUCCACUUCCACACCUUUGAGAGUGGAUUCCUGGCCUCUUUCCUCCCCUCCCUCCCCUCUGGUCUGUUGGAUGCCAUUUGGCCACUUUUUUUGGCAGUAGUUACUGUCCUUGUAAAGUUUUCUAGAUCAAUAAAGUCAGUGGCCUUCA
Perognathus longimembris pacificus (Pacific pocket mouse) is the source of this 761-nucleotide messenger RNA. RefSeq names its product BAF nuclear assembly factor 1 (gene Banf1). The record is from RefSeq and is a predicted model, not a curated record. Bases 151 to 420 code for a protein of 89 amino acids. The transcript is spliced from 3 exons. Gene Ontology annotation, molecular function: DNA binding. NCBI's taxonomy places the organism in Eukaryota, Metazoa, Chordata, Mammalia, Rodentia, Heteromyidae.